AUGGGUUUGCAGAUUUCGUUUGUGCUUUCUCUCUGCUUUUUCUACACAGUCUCUGCUCUUGCUCCUGCCCCUUUGGAAGGUCUACUUCCAAAUGGAAACUUUGAAGAGAAACCGAAGCCCACUGACAUGAAGAAAACAGUGCUCCAAGGGAAAUAUGCACUGCCCAGGUGGGAAAUCAAUGGCUUAGUCGAGUACAUCUCCAGUGGGCCACAGCCUGGUGGAAUGUACUUUGCAGUAGCCCAUGGUGUUCACGCUGUGAGACUUGGAAACGAGGCCUCAAUUUCCCAAACAAUCCCUGUCAAAAAUGGCUCGACAUAUGCACUCACAUUUGGUGCAUCAAGAACUUGUGCCCAAGACGAGGUCUUGAGGGUGUCGGUACCCCCUCAAUCUGGGGAUCUCCCUUUGCAGACUCUGUAUAGUAGUAAUGGUGGUGACACUUAUGCUUGGGGACUCAAAGCCACUUCUAAUUCAGUGAAGGUGAUUUUUCAUAAUCCUGGAAUGCAAGAGGAUCCUGCUUGUGGACCUCUCCUGGAUGCUGUUGCCAUCAAAGAACUUUUCCCUCCAAGGUUCACCAAAGCUAACUUAGUCAAGAAUAAUGGUUUUGAGGAGGGUCCUCAUCUCUUGAUCAACUCUUCUCAUGGUGUCCUACUUCCUCCCAAACAGAAAGAUUUGACAUCCCCACUUCCCGGUUGGCUCAUCGAAUCAGUUAAAGCUGUAAAGUUCAUAGACUCAAAGCAUUUCAACGUCCCCUUUGGACGAGCAGCAGUAGAACUAGUUGCAGGAAGAGAGAGUGCCAUAGCCCAAGUAAUCAGAACAGUCCCCAACAAGGUCUAUAAUGUUGCAUUCACUGUAGGAGAUGCAAAGAAUGAUUGCCAUGGAUCAAUGAUGGUUGAAGCAUUUGCUGCUAAAGGAACAAUGAAAGCUCCCUUCAAAUCUGAAGGAAAGGGAAAGUUCAAGACUUUUAAUUUCCAGUUCAAAGCAAACUCGUACAGGACCAGAUUAACCUUCUUCAGCUCCUUCUACCACACCAGGACCAACGACUACGGGACUCUUUGUGGUCCUGUCCUCGAUGAAGUUCGGGCUUUCCCUGCCGCUUAG
Messenger RNA from Fraxinus pennsylvanica, 1098 nucleotides. Lineage: Eukaryota; Viridiplantae; Streptophyta; Magnoliopsida; Lamiales; Oleaceae. The record is from the annotation of a GenBank genome assembly.